Messenger RNA from Pteronotus mesoamericanus, 3274 nucleotides. RefSeq names its product carnitine O-octanoyltransferase (gene CROT). The record is from RefSeq and is a predicted model, not a curated record. The transcript is spliced from 18 exons. Gene Ontology annotation, cellular component: peroxisome. Gene Ontology annotation, molecular function: carnitine O-octanoyltransferase activity. The coding region runs from base 365 to 2203 and encodes 612 amino acids. Lineage: Eukaryota; Metazoa; Chordata; Mammalia; Chiroptera; Mormoopidae.
UCAGAUUUCUCGCUUUUCCGAGGCCUUAAGUGAGAGGGCCGGUGCGGCUGCUGGCCGCGGCGGAGUGAGCGGAGAGCGCUGGGUGAGGACGAGCAGGCGCCCGGAGACAGCGCUCCCUGCCUCCUCUAACUCGUCGGGGGUAGGAGAAAGUUAAGCAGUAUAGAACUGAGUUAAAUAAGGCACGACGGCAGAGGUGCCAGGACUCGGCGAGGAAGCCAGGUCAGCAGGCAUCUUGCCUGCCGGGGUCGGAGAGACGCCAAUCUAGUUCAGAUCCCUGUGAUUUCAAAACAGAAUUGUUGCAGCAGGCUCCUGGCAGUCCUAAACAAUUCAUCUUGGUGUACUGUUUUCCUAUUGUGAUUGCAUCAUGGAAAAUCAAUUGGCUAAGUUGACCGAAGAACGAACAUUUCAGUACCAGGAUUCUCUUCCAUCACUUCCUGUUCCUCCACUGGAAGAAUCAUUAAAAAAAUACCUUGAAUCAGUAAAGCCAUUUGCAACUAAAGAAGAAUAUAAGAAGACUGAAGAAAUUGUCCAAAAAUUUCAAAAUGGCAUUGGAAAAAAAUUGCACCAGAAAUUACUUGAAAGGGCAAAAGGAAAAAGAAAUUGGCUGGAAGAGUGGUGGCUGAAUGUGGCCUACCUGGAUGUCCGUGCACCGGCACAACUGAAUGUCAACUUUGGGGGUCUUGCGCCCCAUAUUGAACAUUACUGGCCUCCAAAGGAAGGCGUGCAAUUGGAAAGAGGAAGUAUAAAUCUUUGGCAUAACUUCAACUACUGGCAGCUGUUAAGAAAAGAAAAAGUGCCUGUGAAUAAAGUUGGAAAUACUCCUCUAGAUAUGAGUCAAUUCCGAAUGUUAUUUUCUACCUGCAAGAUUCCAGGAAUUAAUAGAGAUUCAAUUAUGAAUUAUUUUAGGACUGAGAGUGAAGGGAGUUCCCCAACUCACGUUGCAGUGCUGUGCCGAGGCCGAAUAUUUGUCUUCGAUGCUGUGCACGACGGAUGUUUGAUCACCCCACCAGAGAUUCUCAGGCAACUGACAUACAUCCACAAGAAGUGCUAUAGUCAACCUGCUGGACCUGGGAUAGCAGCGUUAACUAGCGAGGAACGAACUCGAUGGGCUAAGGCACGAGAAUAUUUGAUUAGUCUUGAUCCAGAGAACUUGACUAUGCUAGAAAAAAUUCAGAGCAGUGUACUGGUAUAUUCCAUAGAGGAUGGCUGUCCACAUGUAACACCUGAAGAUUAUUCACAGACAAUUGCAAUGAUCCUCACUGGAGAUCCAACAGUACGCUGGGGUGACAAAUCCUAUAACUUGAUUUCCUUUUCUAAUGGAGUAUUUGGCUGUAAUUGUGAUCAUGCUCCUUAUGAUGCAAUGGUUAUGGUAAACAUCAGCCAUUAUGUUGAUGAGAAGAUUUUAGAGAAUGAAGGAAGAUGGAAGGGUCCAGAAAAAGUACGGGAUAUACCCCCUCCAGAGGAGCUUGUUUUCACUGUGGAUGAGAAAAUAUUAAAUGACAUCAACCAAGCUAAAAUCCAAUAUCUCAAGCAGUCAUCUGAUCUGCAGGUUGUGGCACAUUACUUUACAUCUUUUGGCAAAAAGCUAACCAAGAAGAUGAUGCUUCACCCUGAUACAUUUAUUCAGCUUGCACUUCAGCUGGCCUAUUAUAGACUUCAUGGACGCCCUGGUUGCUGCUAUGAAACAGCUAUGACAAGAUACUUUUAUCACGGCCGCACAGAGACCGUGCGACCAUGCACAGUAGAAGCAGUGAGGUGGUGCCAGUCCAUGCAGGACCCAUCUGCCAGUCUUCUUGAGCGGCAGCAGAAGAUGUUACAGGCUUUUGCAAAACAUAAUAAAAUGAUGAAAGAUUGUUCAACUGGAAAAGGAUUUGACCGUCAUCUUUUAGGUCUUUCACUCAUAGCAAAAGAGGAAGGUCUCCCUGUUCCAGAACUCUUGACAGAUCCUCUUUUCUCCAGAAGUGGAGGAGGUGGCAACUUUGUUCUCUCAACAAGUCUGAUUGGGUACUUAACAGUCCAGGGGGCAGUCGCUCCCAUGGUGCACAACGGCUAUGGCUUUUUUUACUCCAUCAGAGACGACAGGUUGGCUGUGUGCUGUUCAGCCUGGAAGUCAUGUCCGGAGACCGAUGCAGAAAAACUAGUUCAGCAGGUUUUCCAUGCUUUCAGAGAUAUCAUGCAGCUGAUGACCCCACCUCAUCUUUAGAGACUAUUAUUCAUUAAGCGCAUACCAAAACGUAUCAUUUAAGCUGGGUCCCGUUAGUGGAUUGGCAAGGUAGGAUAGGAAGGAAUGUUGAAUGUUGACUUGAGGGAAAUGUAGAAAUUAGUAGAAUCAUGCUCUUUAAAUUUAUUCUGAUGUAGAAAGUAGAAAUAAUAAUUUUUUAGCUUCCUCUGAUGCAGCAGCAAUGCAAAUUUUGAUACAGCGAAUAUAGAACUAUGCAAAAUUUAAGAUAAGCCUCAACAAUGCAAAUGUACAAAUUUUAACAAUGCAAGUCUAACUUUAACUUUCAAAUAUUUUUAUAGGUACUUCUAUAGGUUAUAAAUUCUCUCCCUGAACAUCAUUGCUGAACAGCGAUUUUCAAACUUUUUCAUCUUGUGGAACACACAAACGGAUUACUAUAAUCCUGAGGCACACCAAAAAAAUGUAUUUUUUGCCAGUCUGACAGGAAAAUAGGUAUAAUUUUGAAUCAUUCACACUGGAUAGCAAUUGACUGUUGUCAUUUUUUUAUUUGAUCAUCUAGGGGAAAAGAGGGCAGUGCCCCUCACUAAAUAGUCAGGUUUUGCACAUUUUAAUAAUUCUUGUGGCACACCUGGUUGAAAAUCGCUGUUGUAGAGUCUGUCUUUCAAGCACUUUAACAUUUUCUAGUUGCCAAAGGGUAUGAAAUACAUGACUGGAUGCUAAUUUCCCUGAAAUCAGUAUCUGUCACAUUCACCACAGGGACACAGCUCACUGUGUUUGGGAAAGACCACUACAAUUUAAUGGUGAUCUAAUAAAAAUAGUUCCUGUUGAACAGAUGGAAGAAUUAAGUUGUGGUAGGAAGGUUUACACCCUCUGACACACAUUAAAGAAAAUCCUAACAAAAUUCAUUUUAGUAUAUUAUUGUAAUUAGUUUUGUGAACAUAAAAUUAACGCACUUAUAUUUAAAAUCAGAUGUCAGAAUUAAUGAUUUUAAAAGGAUUAAAUAUUGAAUCAGAUUUUCAGGAUUAUACUUUUUUCUCCUCUGUUCAAUUUUGUAAUUUCUGCCCUCAGAAAAAUAAAACUCUUAAAAUCAUACAA